Exophiala dermatitidis NIH/UT8656 is the source of this 2496-nucleotide messenger RNA. Its product is annotated as ATP-binding cassette, subfamily D (ALD), member 2. The transcript has a single exon. Gene Ontology annotation, biological process: peroxisome organization; long-chain fatty acid import into peroxisome; very long-chain fatty acid catabolic process. The record is from RefSeq and is a predicted model, not a curated record. NCBI's taxonomy places the organism in Eukaryota, Fungi, Ascomycota, Eurotiomycetes, Chaetothyriales, Herpotrichiellaceae. Gene Ontology annotation, molecular function: ABC-type transporter activity; long-chain fatty acid transmembrane transporter activity; ATP binding. Gene Ontology annotation, cellular component: peroxisomal membrane. The coding region runs from base 1 to 2496 and encodes 831 amino acids.
AUGCCAGUUCAAUCAAGAGAGGACCCGUUGCUCGUCCUCUACAACCACUACCUGAACCUGCUUCGGUCUCGCAUCCGGCGGACACCUAGAGAACUCAAAAUCGCGGCUACGGCAGCCUUGGUCAUCUCAAUAUUAUCCACAAGUUAUGGCGGCUACAUAUGGUGGCUGGACAGGUCGAAAGAGAAGGCACAAGGCCGCACGUUGGUCCGCAAGAACAGUGGUCUGAGAGGCAAAGAUGGGGAGCGCAUCAUAUACGUGCCCAAGGGAGAUACAACCUCCAAGGUCAUCAUCCAUCCCAUCCGGCCGACGACGUUCGAUGCGCAUCGCCGCCUGUUCCUCGCUCCGCCGAGGGUCACUCGAAUGGGCAGCGGUGCUUCCACGCCGGCAUAUGGACCGCCUCCGCAGACGAAGCCCGGCCUCAAUCUGGCCUUUCUGCACCAGUUCUUGAGUCUGCUGAAUAUCAUGAUACCGCGCUUCCGAAGCAAAGAGACGGCGUUGCUCCUAAGCCACGCCGUGUUUCUCGUCCUCAGAACAUACUUGUCUCUGGUCGUUGCAAGAUUAGACGGUGCUAUUGUUCGAGAUUUGGUUGCGGGUCAGGGCAAAUCCUUCAUGUUGGGCAUUCUCCGCUGGCUGUCGGUUGGCACGCUUGCCUCCUACACCAACGCCAUGAUCAAAUUCCUCCAAUCCAAAAUCUCCAUUGCAUUCCGAACAAGGCUUACCAGAUAUAUCCACGACUUAUACCUCAAUUCAAACCUCAACUAUUACAAACUGGCCAACCUAGAUGGCGGAGUCGGACAAGGAGCCGAUCAAUUCAUCACGCAGGAUCUCACACUUUUCUGUACAUCCGCAGCCUCAUUGUACUCGUCGUUGGGCAAACCCCUGGUUGACAUAUUCGUCUUCAAUUAUCAGCUAUAUCGAUCUCUCGGCCCACUCGCCUUGACCGGCCUGCUGACCAAUUACUUCGCCACUGCCACGCUCCUUCGCAGACUCUCUCCGCCGUUUGGCAAACUGAAGGCUGUCGAAGCGAAAAAGGAAGGCGACUUCCGCGGUCUCCACGCCCGACUGAUCGCCAACGCCGAAGAGGUUGCCUUCUAUGGCGGCGCCGAUGUGGAAAAGGUAUAUCUGAACACAGCUUUCAAAGAGUUGCGCACCUGGAUGGAGGGCAUUUACAAUGUCAAAGUUCGAUAUAACAUGCUUGAAGAUUUUGUGCUCAAGUACUCUUGGUCAGCGUUCGGAUACAUUAUCACUUCGAUACCUGUAUAUCUUCCCGCCUGGGCAGGCAUGACUAGCAUGUUCGAAAGUGGCGCCAGCACAGGGCCAGAAUUGUCGGAAUCGCUACGGGAAAGAUCGCACAUGAAAGACUUUAUCACGAACAAAAGACUGAUGCUGUCCUUGGCAGACGCCGGCGGCCGCAUGAUGUACAGCAUCAAAGACCUCUCCGAACUCGCCGGGUACACUUCACGAGUCUACCAGCUCAUCUCCACCCUGCAUCGCGUGCACGCCAAUGCCUAUGCAUCAUCACACCGACGGAGCCCAGGUCGAAUCGAACUGUAUUCACUGGCAGAUGUCCAAGGCACCACUUACCUGGGAUUCGACGGCGUGCGCCUGGAGGAUGUGCCCAUUGUCGCGCCGGCACUGUGGCCGUACGGAGGAGACGAGCUAAUCGAGUCUCUUUCCUUCGUCGUGCAUAGCGGUGAACAUCUGCUGAUCUCUGGGCCCAAUGGCGCCGGCAAAUCGUCCAUCGCUCGGAUCGUUGCGGGUCUGUGGCCCGUCUAUCGCGGCCUGGUCUCACGGCCACGCAAUAACGGACAAGACGGCAUCAUGUUCCUCCCGCAGCGGCCCUACCUGAGCGUAGGGACGUUGCGCGACCAGGUCAUCUACCCGCACACGGAAAUGGACAUGCGCGACAACGGCCGGCGGGACAGCGAACUGCAGCAGAUUCUGGAAGAUGCCAAACUGGGCCAUCUCCUCGCGCGUGAAGGCGGCUGGGAUACGCGCAAGGAAUGGAAGGAUGUGCUGUCCGGCGGAGAGAAGCAGCGCAUGGCCAUUGCACGCCUCUUAUACCAUGAACCGAAAUACGCCUUUCUCGACGAAGGCACGUCUGCCGUUUCCUCGGAUGUCGAAGGCUUGUUGUACGAACGGUGCAAGGAGCGAGGAAUCACGCUCAUCACCAUCUCCACGCGCGCCAGUCUCCGCAAGUAUCACACGUUCAAUCUCCUGCUGGGUUUGGGUGAGGAAGGGUACGAUUGGGAGUUGGUGCGGAUAGGGACGGAGCAGGAGAAACAGGGCCUUGAAAAGGAGAUUGGAGAGUUGAAGGAGCGCCUUGCCCAGGUGGCUGAAUGGGAGAGGCGUAAGAAGGAGAUUGAGGAGGAACUGGGUCACGUUUUGGUUGUUGAUGAUGAUCAGCAGGCCGAACUGGAGAAGCCCGGAUACAUUCAUGACUCGGAGCAGCAGGGCAUUGAGGAGAAUGAACAUGAACACGGCGGUAGUUCUUGA